UGGAAUCAGCGGUGUUUUCAGUCAUGUCGGGUGGAAACAUCAAAGACUUCGAUGAAAUCACGUCUUUUCUGGGAGACUACGGCUUCUUUCAGUACCUCAUCAUGGUUAUGCUCAGUUUAAGCACAAUCACAUGCGGGUACACGGGAACGAUCGUGGUUUUCGUUUCGGAUACGCCCGAGCACCACUGCAGAGUGUCGGGCAACUCCACACAUAACGGCACAGAUGUGGAGCAGAGCAGCUGGAUCGGACCUGACAGCUGCUCCCGGUACAAAGUGCACGGAAACUGGACGGAGACAGCGAGACCCAGCAACGACACAGAGCCAUGUCUGGAUGGGUGGGUCUUUAGCAGGGAGAGAUACACCGCCACUAUAGUGUCUGAGUGGGAUCUGGUGUGUGACAGUGCGUGGAAGGUCCCUUUUUCUACCUCCCUAUUCUUUGUAGGAGUCCUUAUUGGAUCCUUUAUUUCUGGUCACCUGUCAGACCGUUACAUCACGUCACUCGUACUGGGCUCUGAGAUCCUUCGCUCGAGGGCCAGGAUUAGCUUCUCACUGCUGGGCCACAGUUUGGGUUUUGGCUUCGGAUACGCCUUGUUGCCGCUCUUUGCCUUCUUAAUACGAGGAUGGAGGAUGCUGCUGGUCGCUUCUGCCAUCCCCGGCUUCCUGUUUAUUCCAGCAUGGUGGGUGAUCCCUGAGUCUCCCCGUUGGCUUUUACAGAAAGGUCGGUUGGAGGAGGCCGAGAUGGUCAUUCGCACUGCCGCCAAAAGGAACGGAGUCCCUGCUCCUGAGAUCAUAUUCAGGACGGAUGAGUGCAUGGAGCUAACGAAAACUAAGGAUGAAGAGGAACACACAUACUCCUUUCUGGACCUGAUACGCACCCCUAACAUGAGGAAUAUAACAAUUCUGAGUGUUAUUAUAUGGAUGUCCACCUCCAUGGUCUUCUACGGUCUCUCUCUCAAUACUAGUAACUUAAAUGGAAAUGCCUACCUCAACUGCUUCAUUUCAGCAGCCAUUGACAUGUUGACGUAUAUAGCCACCUGGGUGCUGGUAAACCGUGUGUCACAACCCACACUCCUCUUCUCCAUGCUGACAUUCUGUGGCAUCAUGCUUCUAGUUAUAAUGCUGCUUCCUGAAGACAUGCAAGUCAUGCUCCAGGUGUUAGCUUUGGUGGGAAAGAUUGGAGUAUCUGCUGCUUACUGCCUCAUCUAUGUGUUUUUCACUGAGCUGAUCCCCACUGUUGUCAGGAACAUGGGCUUAGGGGUCGCCUCCACAGCUGCACGCAUAGGCAGCAUCAUUUGUCCCUAUGUCAUCUACAUGGGCGAGUACAGCAAGAUCCUGCCGUACAUUGUUUUUGGCGCAGUCAGCAUCAUGGCUGCCACUGUUAGCAUGUUGCUGCCAGACACCAGAAACAGCAAACUUCCUGAUCUUACCAGCCAGGCCAGACCUAUCAGAGGCUGCUGUUGUCCAAAGGAAACUGCUGAAGCCCAGUCAGAUGCAACUGUGAAGGCUUAAACAAAUGAGCAGAGCGCCCUCUGCUGGAAGAAAAUCACACAGCAAACAUUGAGUGAUCACAGACAAAAGACUGGAAAACAAAUGGGAAGUAUUUGUUUUGUGAUGUGUUGGACAGACAUUAAUGCUGUUUAUGAGACAGAUCCUCUGAGCCUCUCAGGUUCAUUUUCAUACAUGGUGCAGAAUACUCAAUAUCAGUUACAUCAUUGUGAAAAGAUUUUUAACAGUGUUUAUAUGUCAAGAGGCAGCUAGGCUACAUUUUCCUCAAACCACUAUAGUUUCUUGAUAAAUAUUUUGUUUUGUUUUUUUAAAUAAAAAUGACCAUAACUUAAUGGCGUAUAUAAAACCUUGAAACAGCACUCACGAUUCUAGUAUAGGUCUUUCGACAUGGGCAUGCCAUGAUGACUGUUAGCACUGUUUCAGAUGGGACCUUGGGUGCACAGGGUACAUUCACAGUUCACUGAAAGCAGUA
Molecule: messenger RNA, 1977 nt
Organism: Epinephelus moara (kelp grouper)
Lineage: Eukaryota; Metazoa; Chordata; Actinopteri; Perciformes; Serranidae
Product: solute carrier family 22 member 5-like
Exons: 10
Coding region: 24-1508 (494 amino acids)
Biological process (GO): transmembrane transport
Cellular component (GO): membrane
Molecular function (GO): transmembrane transporter activity
Source: RefSeq, a predicted model, not a curated record